UUAGGGGAGGGAGAGAGGGAGGGAGGGGGCCACCCACUGCCUCGCGCCCCCGCCCUGCGGGUGUCUCGCGCGCGAUCCGUGCGUGUGAGUGUGUGGGUCUGUCUCGCGCCUAAAGUGCGUGCCCGCGCGCUCGCCUGGCGUUCUCCCCCUCCCCUCGCCCCUCCGGGUUCUCCCACCGCACUCGGCUCCCUCCUUCCCAGCAAACGCCGCCCCUCCCGCGCUCUGGCCCCGGCUCUGGCGCCGCCGCAGCCGUCGCCGCCGGAAAGUUCAGGAGCCCUGGAAAGGACAAGGAAUAAGACGACAGGAGGAAGAGAGAGAGAGGGUAGAAUGGAAGAAUCUCACUUCAAUUCUAACCCGUACUUCUGGCCUUCCAUCCCCACGGUCUCAGGACAGAUUGAGAACACGAUGUUCAUCAACAAGAUGAAGGAUCAGCUGUUGCCAGAGAAGGGCUGUGGGCUGGCUCCACCCCACUACCCCACCUUGCUGACAGUGCCUGCCUCGGUGUCCCUGCCCUCGGGCAUCAGCAUGGACACAGAGUCCAAGUCAGACCAGCUGACCCCACACAGCCAGGCGUCUGUUACCCAGAACAUCACGGUGGUCCCCGUGCCGUCGACAGGACUGAUGACUGCUGGAGUCUCCUGUUCUCAGAGGUGGAGAAGAGAAGGGAGUCAAUCAAGGGGUCCCGGCUUGGUUAUCACGUCCCCCUCAGGCUCCCUCGUGACCACGGCCUCGUCAGCUCAGACCUUCCCCAUUUCGGCUCCCAUGAUUGUCUCAGCUCUUCCCCCUGGCUCACAAGCCCUGCAGGUGGUCCCUGACCUCUCUAAGAAGGUAGCAUCGACCCUAACAGAAGAAGGAGGCGGUGGUGGCGGUGGAGGUGGCACUGUGGCCGCUAAACCCCCCCGGGGCCGAAAGAAGAAGCGGAUGCUGGAGUCGGGGCUGCCCGAGAUGAACGACCCUUACGUCCUCUCCCCUGAGGAUGACGAUGACCAUCAGAAAGACGGCAAGACCUACAGGAGCGAAGGGAACUGCGGCACAGGAAAUGGACAGAGCCUUGGGCUCAUGGAUUCAGUUCCCGGCUCCACCACGAACUUGCUGUGUGACCCUGGGUGCCGGAUGUGCUCCCUGACGUUCUACUCGAAGUCGGAGAUGCAGAUCCACUCCAAGUCACACACGGAGACCAAGCCCCACAAGUGCCCGCACUGCUCCAAGACCUUCGCCAACAGCUCCUACCUGGCCCAGCACAUCCGCAUCCACUCGGGGGCCAAGCCCUACAGUUGUAACUUCUGUGAGAAAUCCUUCCGCCAGCUUUCUCACCUCCAGCAGCACACCCGGAUCCACUCCAAGAUGCACACGGAGACCAUCAAGCCCCACAAGUGCCCGCACUGCUCCAAGACCUUCGCCAACACCUCCUACCUGGCCCAGCACCUCCGUAUCCACUCGGGGGCCAAGCCCUACAACUGUUCCUACUGCCAGAAGGCCUUCCGCCAGCUCUCCCACCUCCAGCAGCACACACGAAUCCACACCGGGGACAGGCCGUACAAAUGUGCACACCCAGGCUGCGAGAAAGCCUUCACACAGCUCUCCAACCUGCAGUCCCACAGGCGGCAGCACAACAAAGAUAAACCCUUCAAGUGCCACAACUGUCACCGGGCGUACACAGACGCAACCUCAUUGGAGGUGCACCUGUCCACGCACACAGUGAAGCAUGCCAAGGUGUACACCUGCACCAUCUGCAGCCGGGCGUACACGUCGGAAACGUACCUGAUGAAACACAUGCGCAAACACAACCCUCCUGAUCUCCAGCAGCAGGUGCAGGCGGCGGCAGCGGCGGCAGCAGUGGCCCAGGCCCAGGCUCAGGCUCAGGCCCAAGCUCAAGCCCAAGCCCAGGCCCAGGCCCAGGCCCAGGCCUCCCAGGCUUCGCAGCAGCCACAGCAGCAGCAGCCACAGCCACCACACUUCCAGUCCCCUGGGGCAGCCCCCCAGGGUGGGGGUGGCGGGGACAGCAACCCCAACCCUCCACCCCAGUGUUCCUUUGACCUGACCCCCUAUAAGACGGCGGAACAUCACAAGGACAUCUGCCUCACUGUCACCACCAGCACCAUCCAGGUGGAGCACCUGGCCAGCUCGUAGAGACCUGUGCUGCCGUCCACUGGGAAGAGGGGAAAGAAGUUCUUGGUCCCUUCUUUCUCCAACUCCUCUUGGUAGGAAAAGUCCUCUUCUUCCUUGACAGGCCAUGGCUCCAUCUUCUUGGGCCUCAGGCAUGGCCUUCCUUCACAGGAUACCAUCCUUAUUCUCAACUCCUCUUCAAAAGGAACAUCAGCCCUCCUGAUUGGCAGAGGAGUACUGAGCUGGUAGUGUAAUCCAGCAGCCUCCCCGCCUAAGCAUAGCUUUUUAAAUUGGGGGUUGGUGCUCAGGGGAGGGGUUUGCUAUGACCUCAUAGAGACUUUUCCAGUGUGGGCACUUACUCUCUCCUCACCCUCAUAAUCCUCCAAGCUCGGGCUGAUAGAGGACUAGAGGCUGGCCCUCCGAGACGUCAGAGAGGAGGAAGCCCUAAAUGCAACCAGCCUGCUGUUCUAUUCUUGCCUGCAAAGGAACAGAGAUUCCUCCCGUGCCCCUGUCCUUGGGAGCCGAUUUCUUCCCCUCAUGAUCUCACUUCACCUCCAAUCUAAUGCUGGAAGGAGGUCUGGGGGUGGGGGGGGUCAGACCACCUUUAUUUGUAAAGGGGCAAGGGCUGAGAUGUGGUCCCCAAGGGGCCGGAGAUCCCCAAGAUGGUCGAUGGUGGCUUAGAAGUGUGGGUUGUGGUUUUCCUUGGAGCCUCUCCCCUUCUCUGCCAGCUGAGGUCCUGUGCUCAGUCACCCCAUCCCCAGCCUAAGGAGCUGUGGGUUCUUUAUGAAACCCCACAACAAGGCGGGCUGCAGAGAAGGGAGAGUUCAGGGCAAAUGCAAGGACUGGACUUAGCUCCCUAGGUGCCACGGUCAGUUGCCGGACACGGAUUUAUAUAUAAAUAUAUAUAUAUAUAAAUAUAUACAUACCCACUCAUCACGGCCGUCUUUGUUGUGAGCAUUUCUGUGUUUAUAAAUGCAUUAUCUCUGAGAAUUUUCAUAUUUGAUGUUUUGUUGGUUUUGUCCCUCUUGUUUUUCUCCACCCUGUCUUUUCUGGCCAACGGCAUUUUUAUUUCCUUUUGUCUUUUUUUUUUUUUUAAUCAUGGCGGAUUUCAGAGAAAAGAGAAAAUGGAAAAAAAAAUCAGGAAACCAAUUGUUAUAAAGCAAUUUAAAAUGAAGAAAAAAAGAAAAACUUAUGUACAAAACCAAGGGGUGUUUUUAGAACCUUGUAUAGAAAUAAAUUCGUGUAAAAGGAUCAGAGGCAGUGGAGCUGCUGAUGUGAGUAUAAGCAUGGGAAACAGCUACUUGGGGAGACUAUGUUCAAGGCCAGUGCUAAGGGUUUACAGUAGAGUGUGCGUAUGGUAAGGACGAAUGCUGUGUGAUGGGGCUGUGUGUGUAUCCCUAGCCAGAGAAAGGCACAGCUUCGAAAUUUCUGAAGUGAAAUCUUGGUUUAUGAGGGUUCCUACAUACAGGUCCUAUUUUGAGGACCAUGUUGCCCAAGUAUGUGAGAGCAGGAUUUCAGUCGUGUGUUAACAAGACACCUCGAAGCUCCCUAUCCAAGAAAUGGAAGCACAGCCUCCUGGAAGGACCUGCACUCCUGCCAGAGCAUCUGUGGGCUCAGUGCUAAUUACGCUGGCAUAUCCUGUGGCACCUAAAACCAGAGGUUUCCAGCGGUGGAAACCAUAACUGGGAUUGAAGAACGACACAGGACAGUUGUAGUGCUGAGGAGUAGAGUGUGGUUGGGAAACCUGGACUUCAGCCCUUGCUCUCCCAUCAGCCAGUGUGGGCUGUGAUGCUUCUUCAGCUGUUAAAUGAAGGGGUUGGGCUAGAUCACCUCCAAGAUUCCUUUCUGAAAAUUAAAAAUCUUU
Messenger RNA from Hippopotamus amphibius kiboko, 3970 nucleotides. RefSeq names its product zinc finger protein 384 (gene ZNF384). Gene Ontology annotation, biological process: regulation of transcription by RNA polymerase II. The record is from RefSeq and is a predicted model, not a curated record. The coding region runs from base 328 to 2130 and encodes 600 amino acids. Gene Ontology annotation, cellular component: nucleus; chromosome. The transcript has 12 exons. Gene Ontology annotation, molecular function: chromatin insulator sequence binding; RNA polymerase II cis-regulatory region sequence-specific DNA binding; DNA-binding transcription factor activity, RNA polymerase II-specific. NCBI's taxonomy places the organism in Eukaryota, Metazoa, Chordata, Mammalia, Artiodactyla, Hippopotamidae.